AUGUGCCGAACGGAAGACUGCGUUCGACACGCCGAGCUUCUCGCCAACAUCAUCGCCACCUCGAGCGUGGAUCCCUGCGAAGACUUCGCAGCGUACGUCUGCUCCUCUCCGUCGCGCGCCGGCUUUCUUUCCAGCGAGAACCACCACGCGUCCGCCAUGGACGCAGCAAUCUACAGCUGGUACAGCGGACUCGGAAAAAUGCUACACAUCGGUUCUGCCGCGGUGCCAUUCGGUCGCAAGCCGCUCGAGAUGUACGAGUCCUGUUCAGAAGGCGUUUCGAGGCUCGACUCCGACCCGGUCGAGUUCCUGCGUUUCGUAAACGAGGCGGGGCUAAGUUGGCCCGACGAGCCGCCGAAGGGCGCGGACGCCCUCUCCGUGUUCGUGUCGCACGCUUUUUAUUACGAAGCUCCCUCCUGGUUCUCGGUGGCGAUUUCGGAAUCGACAAAUCGCAGCGACUGGCGACUGGUCUUUUCGCCUAAUCGUCACCUGCCGGGCAUGUUGGAGCAGCACGAACGCGUCUUCAGGAGCGGCUCUCCCGUCCGUCACUACAGAAACAUGUUUCGAGCCAUCGGAGGCGGCGACGUGGGCUCUUGGACCGAAGAGUUCAUCAACGAGACGGCCACGAUGGAGCACGACGUAUUGUGGAAGCUCUUCGGAGCCGUAUCCAGUCCGCGUAAGGUGUCGGCGCUCAUAUCGCUCGAAGAAUUCGACAACUACACCCCCUCGAUUUCCUGCUCGAGCUGGCUGAGGGCGCUGAGGCGAAGCCUCCCGCUGCGUCCGACGUUGACCACCGAGGUGUACCUAACCGACGUGACGUACAUGAAAACCGUAGGCGAGCUUUUUGCCAAGUACGACGACCAACGACUUUUGCGACAUCUUUCUUGGCUUUUCGUGCAACGGUAUGCUGCAGUCGUAAAUGUCAGUGUGCUCGUCGAUCGCUACGCAGACUACGAAGCUCGCCGCCAAUUCUGCGGCUUCAACGUGGAAGUGUCCUACAGCCUGUUACUUUCCGUAAUGUACUUUGUCUCGAGAAUUUCAAACUUCGACAAGGCUUCGAUUGACGCCACCUUCGACUCCCUGAUUGCGGCAGCCAGGCAUUUGGUCAUUAAGUCGAGCUGGCUGGACUCGGAGAGCAAAUUUGUGGCCGCAGAAAAACUAAGGGCCGUUAAAAUGGGCAUCUGGCCCAACAAGGCACUUUCGAAGCCUAAAAUAUUGGAAACCAUCUACGGCGAUUUUCCGGAGGACCAGCGUUCGUUCACCGCUUACUGGACCGAGACCAGAAGGAAACUGCGCGAAGCGAAGCAAGACGUGUUGUACCACCGAUUUGCGGAUCGGCCGAUGAAUGCCGCAGAACCGUACCUGACAUACGAAGCUAUCGCGAACAGCGUACUAAUCGCCAUCGGUGCCGUUGCCAAGCCGCUGUAUUAUAGCAACGGUACAAAAGGCAUGCUCUACGGAGGUAUCGGCUUCUUGAUGACGUUAGAAAUCGUCAAGUCGCUGGACAUCGCUGGUUUGCGCUGGCAUCCGGACGGCAGCGUCGUGGAUUCCAUACUCUCCGAGGCAUCUAUGGAGAAGUUCGAGAUCCGCGACUCUUGCCGCGUUGGAGGAGAGAACGUGAGCGUCUUUCCGGAAGUUCCAGCUUUGGAAGUCGCUUACUCGGCGCUUCAAGAGGCGCUGACGAGAGACCGACGCCGGUUUAGAAUCUCCGAGAACAUCACGGAAGAGAGGGCGUUCUUCUUAACCCUUUGUUUUAUGACGUGUCGCCGGAAACACCUAGUCAGCACUGCCAGAGCCGACUGCAACAAGGCCGUGCGAAAUUUUCCCCUGUUUGCGAAAGCGUUCUCCUGCCCCCUCGGUUCGAACAUGAAUCCGCGCACCAAGUGCAAGUUCUUUGCCUGA
Messenger RNA from Dermacentor andersoni, 1899 nucleotides. RefSeq names its product endothelin-converting enzyme 1-like. Gene Ontology annotation, molecular function: metalloendopeptidase activity. Gene Ontology annotation, biological process: protein processing. Lineage: Eukaryota; Metazoa; Arthropoda; Arachnida; Ixodida; Ixodidae. The record is from RefSeq and is a predicted model, not a curated record. Gene Ontology annotation, cellular component: plasma membrane.